Molecule: messenger RNA, 475 nt
Organism: Zophobas morio
Lineage: Eukaryota; Metazoa; Arthropoda; Insecta; Coleoptera; Tenebrionidae
Product: gamma-secretase subunit pen-2
Exons: 3
Coding region: 111-416 (101 amino acids)
Biological process (GO): Notch receptor processing
Cellular component (GO): gamma-secretase complex
Source: RefSeq, a predicted model, not a curated record
AACCUCAUAACUUCUACAAACUACCCUAUUUUUUGUGGUCUACAAGAUUACAAAGGUACAAAGAAAAGUUUGUCAGGAUUUUGUUUUAGCAUUCGUCCAAGACCAGAAAAAUGGAUUUGUCGAAAGUCCCAAAUGAGAGGAAAUUAUAUUUGUGCCGAUGGUAUUUUCGAGCUGGUCUAGCGCUUUUGCCGUUUAUAUGGACAGUAAAUGCGAUUUGGUUUUUUAACGAAGCAUUCAGAAAACCAGAAUAUGCUGAGCAAAAGCAAAUACGCAAAUAUGUUGUCUACUCAGGAAUAGGUUCUUUGAUUUGGGCUGUUAUUAUAAUUACGUGGGUGACAAUAUUUCAGAUCAACCGAACAAAUUGGGGAGAAUUUGCUGAUAAUAUAUCGUUUAUUAUACCUACAGGAUCUCCAUAAGUUAUUUUAUUAAUUCACAUAAUUAUUAUUUUUGUAUUAUAAACGUAUUUAAUGACUGA